GAGCCCGGCCCGGCCCCGGCUCCAGACAGCCCCUGCCCGACUCCGGCUCCGGUCAGCCCCCGGCAGAGCCCGGCCCGGCCGGACGCGCCUCCUGCCGGCGGGCGGGGGCGGGGCGGGGGGCGCCCCGCGGCGGGGGAUGCGCGGCCCGCGGCAUGGCCUCGGCGGUGUUUGAGGGCACCUCGCUCGUGAACAUGUUCGUGCGCGGCUGCUGGGUGAACGGCAUCCGCAGGCUCAUCGUCAGCCGGCGCGGCGACGAGGAGGAGUUCUUCGAGAUCCGCACCGAGUGGUCGGACCGCAGCGUGCUCUACCUGCACCGCAGCUUCGCCGACCUGGGCCGCCUGUGGCAGCGCCUCCGCGACGCCUUCCCCGAGGACCGGCCCGAGCUGGCACGCGCCCCGCUGCGGCAAGGACUGGUUGCCAUAAAGGAGGCCCACGAUAUAGAGACCAGGCUGAACGAGGUGGAGAAGCUGCUGAAGACCAUCAUCGGCAUGCCGUGUAAGUAUUCUAGGUCAGAAGUCGUGCUCACCUUCUUUGAAAGAUCUCCUCUGGAUCAGGUGUUAAAAAAUGACAACGUACAUAAAAUUCAACCCAGCUUUCAAAGUCCGGUGAAAAUCUCAGAAAUCAUGAGGUCCAAUGGAUUUUGUUUAGCAAAUACAGAAACAAUCGUUAUUGACCACAGUAUACCAAACGGAAAAGACCAGCGCCUGGCUGUGGACCCAGCUGAGCAUCUGUUUGAGAACGGCAGUGAGUUUACCUCAGAACUGGAGGAUGGCGAUGACCCAGCAGCUUAUGUCACCAACCUGUCCUAUUACCACCUGGUCCCCUUUGAGACGGACAUUUUGGAUUGAAUCGCCAGUGGGCCCCACAUCUGCAGCCCUCGACUGCUGCUUCUGCUGCUGUCCACUGCACCAGCUCCAAAGGCCAGAGCUUCUGUCCCGGGCCUCGGUCUGGCGGUGCCUGCAGGGGCCAGCCGGGCUCUGCUCCCAGGCCGCACCCGGCAGCCUGCACCCAGGAGGCCCGCGUGUCCUGUGUCCUGUGAGUGGCACAGCAGGGGUCUCCAGGGUCAGGGCUGACCCCAAGGUUUCCAGUAGCCAGAUCAGGUCAUGGGAGUCCCCACAUGGCCUGCUGCUUCGGAGUGGCCUUCCAUCUCCACUGGCGCAACCAGCCUGUUUCUGCGUUCCUGAGACUCGCUCCCCACCGUGUGUGGAGCCGCAAGUGCCUGCAGGACCCCCAGGGCCUCUCCUGGGUCCUCCUUCGCUGUCACUGCUUCCUGGGGAGGAGCCUUCCUCUUGGUACCGUGGCCCAGGAUCGCUGGCCUCCCCUCCCUCCCCACCGUUCCCUCACACCACAAGCGCACAAAACACUUUGGGGCGAUUUUGAUGAGUUGCCAGGUUCUGGACCCGUGGGCAGGGCAUGUUAGGUAAUCCGGAUUUCCCUGGGAACCAGGAUAUGUGGCUUUCGUUUCUGUUUUUCAUCUUCUAUCUGGAAACUCUGGGCUUUGUGUCAGCCUAAGGGAGUGUUUACAGAAGGUUAGUCGUGAAUGGGGAGUGGGGCCCCGGGGUCAGGGGCCCAUUGAGCCCAGACUGAGAGGCAAUGAUUCUCCUCAAGAGGAACAGAAUUCCUGCCUGGCCCGCCCGCAUCCCUGCAGCCUCCAGAGUGGUCCCCGGGCCGUCUGAGGCUCGCCCCUCUGCUGUCCACCCAGCUUCACUGGUGCGGCUGCCAUAGUGCCCCGAGAGGACAGAUCAGGAGGGAGCCUGAGUCUCCGCGGGCUCCCUGGGUCCUGGGGGAGGGUCUGCGUCCUGCCCGUUUGUCUCUCCCAGUGUCUACUAACGACCCACAUUUGCUAGUGUAAAUAAUAGUAAAUUAUUGAGAAUCCUAA
Equus caballus (horse) is the source of this 1879-nucleotide messenger RNA. RefSeq names its product PX domain containing 1 (gene PXDC1). Lineage: Eukaryota; Metazoa; Chordata; Mammalia; Perissodactyla; Equidae. The record is from RefSeq and is a predicted model, not a curated record. Gene Ontology annotation, molecular function: phosphatidylinositol binding.